AUGGCUGGAAAUCAGAGCUUUGAGGAGGCUAUUCCUCAAUCGAAGGAACCUAUGGGAGGGGUGGAACCUGUGCAAGGCAAGGUACUCCCUAAGCUCCCUAAGCAUCCUUCUGUCGCUAAUGCUGGCCCCUCGAGAGCCUUUCAGAGAAACGCCCCUUCUGUGGAUAUCCCUAGUGCUUCAAUGGAUGCUGGUAGUUUCGCUGCUAGAGGCCGUCCGUCACAGCGCACCGGUAGUCGUGGAAGAAGCAGGGGUCGAUUUUCUUCCAAGUCUGGUCGGAUUGAAGCUGGAAAUGGGAGUAAUCCCAAUGUUAUAGAGCCCUCGAAGCUCACUACUGGUCCUGUUGAAGCACCUCAUGAUAGAGGUCGUAACCAAGGAAGCUCCGCUCCCAGAUUGACUCGUAGAGACCCUUCUAUUAUUCGGGUGAAUCAAGGACUGAGAGAUGGUGCUGAUAAGUUGGUUCAGCAACAAACACAACGUUCAUGGGCUGCCAUUGCAAAAUCUGCAGAGAAAGGUUAUUCCCUUUCUUACAUUCCCCCCUCUUUGAUUGAUGGAAAACCUACUGUCGAAAUUUCGGAUGAAAUCCUCCAGGACGCCGAUCCUAAGUGGAAGGAAUGCCUUGUUGGUUACUUUGUUGGUAAAAAAUUGCCCUUCAAAUUGACGGAGUCUGCUGUCAAAAAUAUAUGGGGUACUCAAGUCGUUGAUAUUCUUGCUAAUGGUGAUGGUUUCUUUUUUUUCCAUAUUCCCGAUGAUUCGUUUCGUCGUAAAAUUGUGGAUGGGGGCCCCAUUACCAUUCUUCGGGUUCCUAUGAUUUUGCAACAAUGGCACCCGGCAAUCAAGCUAGAGAAAAAUCAACAUGAAACUCUACCUGUAUGGGUUAGAUUGAAAAACAUACCUAUUGCUCUUUGGUCUGCUUUGGGUAUAAGUGCGGUGGCAAGUGCUAUUGGUAGACCCCUUCAUGUGGACAUCCAAACCGAGAGAAUGCGAAUGAUCUCUUAUGCUAGGGUAUGCAUUGAGAUUAAGGCAUCACAGACCAUGCUAGAGGCUGUAGAAAUCAUUCUGAAUGGCGAAAAAUGGGCAGUCUUGGUUGAAUAUGAAUGGAGACCGAUGGCGUGUCUGAAGUGCGGAACUUUUGGCCAUAGAUGUGCUCCGGCCAUUGGUACCUCCUCUGCUGUCAAUAAGGCCCCCGUGCCAGUUGGUGUUGCUGGGAAUGAACCUCUUCCGGAAGGCGGCCAAUGGGAAACUGUUCGUAAGAAGCAAUCUGGACAGCAUUCGCGGAACUUGGCCAAGUCGGCCUCUCCUGCUAUAAGACCUGAUCUUAUCAAACCCACGUAUGAUGUAGCGAUUUCUCAGCAUUCGCUGCCUUCUGGGCGCUCUAAGACCUCAACGAGCAUUGUAGCUCCUGCUUUGAUUGUUGAUCCUUUAGAUCCUCUCCCUGAUCUUGGGAAGGAUGGCCAUCUUGUGCCCACUGACCGUGCUUUAUCUUCCUCGGCAACCUCUAUAAGUUCCUCAGAUUCAGAUGCUGCAAUUGAUGGUUCGGCGAGCAAUAUAGGCAGUGGCUCGGAGGAGGAUUCAGAUCCCCCUGCCUCCCUUAGCACCCGUCGGAGAAUUCCUGUGAAUAAGGGUGGUAUCCCUGAAUCUGUUGGUCGGGAUCCUGGCCUGCCUAUCCCAAGUCUCGUAGGCCCUCCCACGGUGUGCUUUCAGCCCCCCCUUGGUGAACCUAAUCAGGACUCUCUCCUGCUCGCCCCAAUGGUGAUGGAUCCUGCCCUCAUAAGCAGCUCGUCCGCUGCCAAGUUGGCCAAACUGAAACCUAAAAAACGGGGCGGCACAAGGAGGCGGUAAUCUCUUUCCCGUUUUUAU
Syzygium oleosum is the source of this 1857-nucleotide messenger RNA. RefSeq lists its product as uncharacterized. The coding region runs from base 1 to 1839 and encodes 612 amino acids. NCBI's taxonomy places the organism in Eukaryota, Viridiplantae, Streptophyta, Magnoliopsida, Myrtales, Myrtaceae. The record is from RefSeq and is a predicted model, not a curated record. The transcript is spliced from 2 exons.